GCGUUAAAUGACACAACACCCAAGUUAAAUCUUGAGUCAUACUCAAGUAUUUAUAUGGGAGUUCAGGUUAUCCACGUGGAUGCUUAAUUUUCACAAAAUAGUUGUUACAAGUAAUAACAUCGUUUUAUUGUGUGUUGACUAAUUCAUUGCAAUGGCUACAGCAGUUGAAGGCCAGUUUAGUGAUGCUGAGGACGAAUUGAUAGUGACCAAACAAGGUCAGCCACUAGCAGUUUUUCAAAUAACUUCUGCAACAGAAAAGUUGCUGGUAGAAAUGGAGGACGACGAAGAAUAUGAUUCUCAAGACGAUGUUGACGAUUGGGAUGUGGAUGAUAAAGGCCACUAUCGAUCUACCAAUAAUAAGUAUCCACACACAACUCCUAACAGCCAAACAUUGAGCAAUAAGAUCUCCAAUUACCAGCCUUCUGAUAAAUUAUUCCGUCGAUAUUCUGAUAAAAUAAAUGUUGAAAAGUAUGAAGGAACAAAUCUUUCUGAUCAAGCUGUAAAUUUACUCAUUGAGAGUAAUAAACGAACGGAAAAUGAUCGCAUUCGAACCAAAGACAAGCGUGAUAGAGCUACAGCAGAGCAAGUAAUGGAUCCUAGAACUCGCAUGAUCUUAUUUAAGCUGCUGAACAAAGGUAUAAUUGCCGAAAUUAACGGAUGUAUAUCAACGGGUAAAGAGGCGAAUGUUUAUCACGCUACUUCUAAAACUGGCAUUGAAUUUGCAAUAAAAAUCUACAAAACUUCCAUAUUGGUUUUCAAGGAUAGAGACAAGUACGUUACAGGUGGAUUUCGCUUCAGACAUGGAUAUUGUCGUCACAAUCCACGUAAAAUGGUUCGUACCUGGGCAGAAAAAGAAAUGCGGAAUCUUUUGAGACUCAGUCAAGCAGGAGUUCAUGCACCAAAGCCAAUUCUAUUACGCAGUCAUGUCCUACUCAUGGAUUUUAUUGGUGAUGAUGGAUGGCCAGCACCAAAAUUGAAAGAUAUUGAAUUAAACUCGUCUAAAGCUCGGUUAUUGUAUAGAGAUUGUAUUGUUAUGAUGUGGGCCAUGUAUAACAAAUGCAAAUUAGUUCACGCCGAUCUGAGUGAAUUCAAUUUACUAUAUCACAAAGGAGAGAUUGUAGUUAUUGAUGUAUCUCAAUCCGUUGAACAUGAUCAUCCUCAUGCUUUUGAAUUCCUCAGAAAAGACUGUACUAAUAUCACAGAAUUUUUCAAGAAGCAUGGAGUUGCUGUUAUGACGCUAAAGGAAUUAUUCGACUUCAUUACUGACCCUAGUUUGCUAGAAAAAGAUGUUGACAAAUACCUAGAUGCACUAGCAGAACAGGUUGAGCUACGAGAUACACAAGGCACAGAUGUUGACCAUGAAGUAGAGGAUCAAGUUUUCAAGCAAACUUACAUACCUCGUAGGCUUAACGAAGUGAAAGAUAUUGACAAAGAUAUACGUGAAGUUGAUCCCGGGGAGCAACAUCUGCUGCAGACAACAUUGUUUGGGUUAAAAAAUAAUUCAUCUAACUCAGCGAUAUCGGAAGCCUCGACAUUUCCGUUGACCGAAGCUCAUGAGGCUACCAACGUGAUGUACGGCGAGGAAGAUUCAUCCAAUACUGAGGAAGAGUCUGAUGACGAUGAGGAUGAGGAUGACAAAUCGAAAUUCGUUAAUUCAGCGCGACCACGUGGAGAAAGUCCUGAGAGUAGAAAGGCGCGGAAAAAGGCGAUCAAAGAGCAACAGGCUGAAAAUCGUAAAACGAAGAUUAAAAAGCACGUUAAAAAGAGGAAGGAGAAAAUAUUGAAGAAAAAAUAAACAAUGAAUAUAUUCUACGCGUUUGAAUUUCUUCAACAUUUCAAUUCCGAAUCAAUUGUAAGAAGACGAUUAUAAAUCAUAUUCAUACAACCUACGCAAUAAAGUAUUUGAGGAACGAUGAUUGAAAAA
Molecule: messenger RNA, 1924 nt
Organism: Athalia rosae (coleseed sawfly)
Lineage: Eukaryota; Metazoa; Arthropoda; Insecta; Hymenoptera; Athaliidae
Gene: RIOK1
Product: serine/threonine-protein kinase RIO1
Exons: 5
Coding region: 152-1795 (547 amino acids)
Biological process (GO): maturation of SSU-rRNA
Cellular component (GO): cytosol; preribosome, small subunit precursor
Molecular function (GO): protein serine/threonine kinase activity; ATP binding
Source: RefSeq, a predicted model, not a curated record